Messenger RNA from Oppiella nova, 753 nucleotides. The record is from the annotation of a GenBank genome assembly. Lineage: Eukaryota; Metazoa; Arthropoda; Arachnida; Sarcoptiformes; Oppiidae.
AUGUCUCCCAAACGCCUCCUCCUGUUGUCCAACUCAACGAUGUCUGGAACCGAUUACAUGCUGUGGUCCAAGCAAUUGAUCACCAAAUUCUUGACCAAAUACAACGUCAAGAACAUAGUGUUCAUCCCUUUCGCCGGCGUAUCCCUGGAUUGGGAGGAAUACGAGAAGAAAGUGAGUUCAGCUCUGACUGAGUUCACGGUCACAUCCAUUCACAGGACAUCCGAUUACUUGGAGAGUAUCCUCAGAAGUGAAGCCAUAGUGAUCGGCGGCGGCAACAGCUUUCACUUGCUCUACAAACUCCAAGAAUUCAAUUUAAUUGAUGCCAUUCGCCAGCGAGUGCUCAACGAUGGCGUGCCGUACGUGGGCUGGUCUGCCGGCGCCAAUGUGGCCACACCUGACAUCGGCACCACCAAUGAUAUGCCCAUCAUUUGGCCCAAAACGGACUCUGCCCUACAUUUGGUCGACUAUAACAUUAACCCUCACUAUAAUGAAUGGAAACCCUCAGGACACGGAGGGGAGACCAGGACUGACCGCCUCAAUGAGUGCCUUCUCGUCAAAAAGAGACCCAUUGUGGCCAUCAGUGAAGGCAUUGGCAUCGAAGUGGACGGCGACAGACAUACAGUGAUUGCACCGGAACUCCAGUGCGGCGACCGAUACGUCAAGAUUUGGUUAUUUAAUGGCAAUAAUGACACGAAUAUUGAAGUGAUUAACGCGGCCUUCGGUCAAGACAUCGGACCUAUUGUUUCGAAAUAA